This is a messenger RNA of Sungouiella intermedia, 1401 nucleotides long. Lineage: Eukaryota; Fungi; Ascomycota; Pichiomycetes; Serinales; Metschnikowiaceae. The record is from the annotation of a GenBank genome assembly.
AUGAUUUGGGCUUCUCUCUACUUAGUGGCUGUUGCAUUGGCUGGCGAGGCUCGAGUGCCAACACACUACCCUCCGAUCGUUAAUGAGAUCACUAACUUGACAGACGUCUUCAAUGAUGAAUUGGAUACCAACGGGGGCCACUACAAUGGCUCUUAUGUUUCUCCAGAGGCUUAUGGUGAGUAUAACUUCUGUAACAUGCCCCACGUUAGAAAGCUGGAGUACUUAGUUCCAGAGUCGGGUUUCAAGUUGCAGUAUGUGGAGGUAAUCCAUCGUCACCACAAGAGAACUCCAUACCAAGACAACACUUUCCCAGAGGAAGAUACUGAACUCUCGUGUUCUACAGUUAGAAACAUGUACUACUCCAACGUUCUUACUCGCGGUAACGAGAACGUCAAUGUUGGCUGGAGCAACUACCAGGAUCCCGUGAAUCCCUUUGCGUUUGAGCUGCCAGGGUUCAAUGGAACGUGUCAAUUUCCGCAGAUCAGCGAUGGAGGCCUCAACGACUCAUACUACCAUGGAGUCGAUCUCUAUGCAAAUUAUCACACCAACUUGAACUUUUUGCCAGAGAAAUACAACUCAUCGUUGGUGCAGUUUUAUGUCACCUCCAAUGUUAUUACCUCGCAAGUGGCAGGAGCUUUGAUUGCUGGAAUGUUCCCAUUGGAGUCCAACGAGAACAUCGAUGUAAACAUGCAAAGAGCCAUUUCAGACUCGUUAGAACCAAAAUAUGAAUGUGAUGGUGCAGACGCUACGAAAGCAUCCAUUUACCUCGAGCAGGGAUGGUUGGACCACUUGUCUGAUUCUAAGUUUCUCUUUGAGGAAUUGGAUCUGAUUUCAGGCGUAUCCAACACUUCUCUGUCGUGGCAUACCUCGUGGGACCACUACUUUGACAACUUGGCCCACCGGACUUGUCAUAAUAUGGCAUUACCAUGCAGUUUGAAGUCUGAUGAAUGUAUUAGCGAAAUUCAAGCUAACCAAGUGUUCAGAUUGGGAGAUUUCGAAUACAAUUAUUUGUACAGACAGUCGUUGAAUUCUACCUUGUACUCGGUUGCUCGUUAUGGUGUCUUUUUAAUGGAGCUCCAACAGCAUUUGAAGGAUGCAAAGGAUGGCAGUAGCACUAUCAAAUAUAGACACAACAUUGCGCAUGAUGGGUCUGUUUCUCCUUUGCUCGGUGCUCUCCAGAUUGAGUACAUGAGAUGGCCAGGAAUGGGUGCUGAAGUUGUGUUUGAAUUGUGGCAGAAGCCCACCGAUGAAACCUCCUACGUGAGAGUUUUGUAUGGUGGACAGCCAUUGAAGACUAGUGGACCUUUGGGAACCAUUGAUAUGGUCCCUUACGAGGAAUUCAACGAUUACUUAGAGUCGCUUGUGGGUGAUGGUAAUGUUGUUGCUCUCUGUGCUAAUUAG